AUGUGUACUGUUAAUGGUGUGGACAGUUCCACCACAGAAUUUGCGCCAGCCACUCAGCCAUACGGCGACCUGAGCUACCGCAGCGGGACUCCUGCCGCGGCUGAGCCGCCCACGGCUGACCGCCCCGCUCCCCCACCUGGUGGCAUCGGCGCCUCCUGCAUGUGGACUCUUUCUCAAGAGGAGAAGGACAGGAGGCUGAUCGAGGCAGCUAAGCAGGGGGCCGUGGAGGAGCUGCAGCCGUUGCUGGCGGCUGGAGCGAACGUGACAGCGAGGUCUGAGUACAGGCAGACCACUGCCCUCCACUGGUCAGCAGAGAGAGGAGACGUCGAGGUGGUCAAGAGGCUGUUGGCGGCUGGGGCAGAGGUGGACGCCAGGUGCACCCAGCAUCAGGACACGCCUAUGAUCUGGGCUGUGUGGAAUGGCCACACAGGUGUGGUGCGGCUGCUGGUGGCGGCCCACGCCGACCUGAGGGCCACAAAUGAGGGUGGCCUGACGCCGCUGCACUGUGCGGCGUGGCAGGGAUACCCAGAGGUGGCGAAGGUGCUACUGGAUGCUGGGGCUGACUGGUGGGCAACAAGUAAUGACGGAAGUACACCACUGGACAUCGCCAGGCUACACAACUUCCCAAAGCUGAUCCAACUACUAAGCCCAUCUACUAGUUUAGCACACCUCUCUGGAGUAUAA
Schistocerca serialis cubense is the source of this 684-nucleotide messenger RNA. Its product is annotated as ankyrin repeat domain-containing protein 6-like. Gene Ontology annotation, molecular function: protein binding. The transcript has 3 exons. The record is from RefSeq and is a predicted model, not a curated record. Gene Ontology annotation, biological process: regulation of barbed-end actin filament capping. Gene Ontology annotation, cellular component: nucleus; cytoplasm. NCBI's taxonomy places the organism in Eukaryota, Metazoa, Arthropoda, Insecta, Orthoptera, Acrididae. Bases 1 to 684 code for a protein of 227 amino acids.